UCCCUUGGCAAUCCCUCAUUUCACCAGGCCCCCGGCUUGGGGCGCCUUCCUUCCCCAUGGCGGGACACCUGGCUUCGGAUUUCGCCUUCUCGCCUCCUCCAGGUGGUGGAGGUGAUGGGCCAGGGGGGCCGGAGACGGGCUGGGUUGAUCCUCGGACCUGGCUAAGCUUCCAGGGUCCUCCUGGAGGGCCAGGAAUCGGGCCAGGGGUUGGGCCAGGCUCUGAGGUGUGGGGGAUUCCCCCGUGCCCCCCACCGUAUGAGUUCUGUGGGGGGAUGGCAUACUGUGGGCCUCAGGUUGGAGUGGGGCUAGUGCCCCAAGGCGGCUUGGAGACCUCGCAGCCGGAGGGCGAAGCAGGAGCCGGGGUGGAGAGCAACUCCGAGGGGCCCUCCCCGGAGCCCUGCACCAUCCCCCCUGGUGCCGUGAAGCUGGAGAAGGAGAAGCUGGAACAAAACCCGGAGGAGUCCCAGGACAUCAAAGCUCUGCAGAAAGAACUCGAGCAAUUUGCCAAGCUCCUAAAGCAGAAGAGGAUCACCCUGGGAUAUACACAGGCCGAUGUGGGGCUCACCCUGGGGGUUCUGUUUGGAAAGGUAUUCAGCCAAACGACCAUCUGCCGCUUUGAGGCUCUGCAGCUUAGCUUCAAGAACAUGUGUAAGCUUCGGCCUUUACUGCAGAAGUGGGUGGAGGAAGCUGAUAACAAUGAAAAUCUUCAGGAGAUAUGCAAAGCAGAAACCCUCGUGCAGGCCCGAAAGAGAAAGCGAACCAGUAUUGAGAACCGAGUGAGAGGCAACCUGGAGAAUUUGUUCCUGCAGUGCCCUAAACCCACACUUCAGCAGAUCAGCCACAUCGCCCAGCAGCUUGGGCUUGAGAAGGAUGUGGUCCGUGUGUGGUUCUGUAACCGGCGCCAGAAGGGCAAGCGAUCAAGCAGUGACUAUGCACAACGAGAGGAUUUUGAGGCUGCUGGGUCUCCUUUCUCGGGGGGACCAGUGUCCUUUCCUCUGGCCCCAGGGCCCCAUUUUGGUACCCCAGGCUACGGGAGCCCUCAUUUCACUGCACUGUACUCCUCGGUCCCUUUCCCUGAGGGGGAAGCCUUCCCCCCUGUCUCUGUCCCCACUCUGGGUUCUCCCAUGCAUUCCAACUGAGGUGCCUGUCCUUCUAGGAAUGGGGACAGGGAGAGAGAAGCUAGGGAAAGAGAACAUGGAGUUAGUGCCAGGGCUUUUAGGAUUAAGUUCUUCAUUCACUAAGGAAGGGAUUGGGAACACAAAGGGUGAGGGCAGGGGAGUUUGGGGCAACUUGUUAGAGGGAAGGUGAAGUUCAAUGAUGCUCUUGAUUUUAAUCCCCACAUGUAUCACUUUUUUCUUAAAUAAAGAAGCCUGGGACACAGUAGAUAGAUGCAUUUA
This is a messenger RNA of Saimiri boliviensis boliviensis (Bolivian squirrel monkey), 1397 nucleotides long. RefSeq names its product POU class 5 homeobox 1 (gene POU5F1). Gene Ontology annotation, biological process: regulation of transcription by RNA polymerase II. Lineage: Eukaryota; Metazoa; Chordata; Mammalia; Primates; Cebidae. Gene Ontology annotation, molecular function: DNA-binding transcription factor activity, RNA polymerase II-specific; RNA polymerase II cis-regulatory region sequence-specific DNA binding. The record is from RefSeq and is a predicted model, not a curated record.